Messenger RNA from Erythranthe guttata (spotted monkey flower), 1745 nucleotides. Lineage: Eukaryota; Viridiplantae; Streptophyta; Magnoliopsida; Lamiales; Phrymaceae. The record is from RefSeq and is a predicted model, not a curated record.
CAAAAAAACAUUUUCUUGACAUUAUUAUUCCUUAAACAAACAGGGGUUUACCUCCAUUGCUCCUCCUCUUUUGUCCCCUUUUUUCUACUCCAAUUUCAAAUUUCCCCACCAUUCAGAUCUACUCUUCUUCUUCCUUCUUCACUCCCAUCUCUGCUAACUGCGAACUUUUCUCUCUCAUCCGACUUUGAUUAGAGUGUACUCUCUCUCACUCUCUCUGCGUUUGUUCGUGUUCUUCUUUCACAGAGAUUAUCAACUAAUCCGGGUACUCUAAAUAUGAGUGAAUAUGCGUUUGCGAAUCUGGAGAACUUGGACCACUGCGCCAAGUAUUUGAACAACACCCUCGUCACAUUCGGCUUCCCUGCUUCUCUCGAUCUCUUUGCUAAUGAUCCCGUUUCGGUAGCUAGGACUUGCAAUUGUAUAUACGCAUUGUUGCAGCAGAGACAAAGGGAUGUUGAGUUCAGAGAGUCAGCCAAUGAGCAGAGGCAAAUACUGUUAUCAGACAUUUCGAGAUUGGAAGCCAAAGUCGAGAGGCUAGAAGCACAGUUAACCGGAAAAGACCGAGAAAUAGCUACAAUUACUCGAACGGAAGCUAAAGCUACGGCGGCAUUCAAAUCCCAGAUCGAUAAGUUGCAUCAGGAGCGAGACGAGUUUCAGAAGAUGGUUUUGGGUAAUCAGCAAGUGAGAACUCAACAGAUUCACGAGAUGAAGAAGAAAGAAAAGGACUAUAUAAAGUUGCAGGAGCGGCUUAAUCAAGUGCUAAUGGAGAGAAAGAAGGAAUCUAAAUCGGGAAUGGAAAUUAUGAAUUUACUACAGAAAGAAGGCCGCCAGCGUGGAACUUGGAACGGAAAAAAAACUGAUAACGACUUUUAUAAAAAGAUCGUGGACACUUAUGAAGUGAAAAAUCAAGAAUUGGUGGCUGAGAAUGCUAAUUUGAGGGCAUUACUACGUUCGAUGCAGGUUGAUAUGCGUGAAUUCCUUAAUGCUCCAAAUACGAAGCAGUCUUCUCCAGCCAAUGGCAAGUCAGAUGCUGACCAAUCGCAGUCUCCGUUGGGUGGGAGAACUGACAUGUUUGAUCUGCCUCUUCGCAUGGGUAGGGAUCAAAUCGAAGAAAGUCUUCGAACAAAGAUGACUUCGAUUAAGGAGCGCAUGGUUCAUCUUCAAGACGCGCAAAAGGAUGCGGAAGUUACUUCUGAGGUUACGGAGAGAGAACUUGAGCUCGAAGCUCAGCUUGUCGAAGCAAGAAGCAUUAUUCAAGAGCAGGCAUCUAUAAUGUCUAAAAAUAUUGCCAAUUCUGAGAGGCCAAGGAGAUUAAGUGGCCAUCUGAGUUCCGACAGGGACUAGAAUCAUCACCACUGUAAUAGGUACUGUUUAUUCCCCGCCAAAAAAAAAAAAAAAAAAAGAAGGUUCCACGACUACUGAGUAAAAGUCCAAAAUACCCCUAAGUUAUGUUUGUGACAGAUACUUAUAAUUAAUAUUAACUUAGAGGAUAUUCUUCUUGCUUGUCGUAUAGGGGCUUUCGAUAAUCGUACGGACCACCAUUUCUCGCCGGAGAUGUAUCUUUAUUUCGUUAGUGUUGUGUAUAUGUAAUUGCUUGUGCUUAACUUAUGGCAAGCUUUUUUAGACAUAGGUUUAGUAGAAGAGAUUUUUGUCUUUAAAUUAUUUAUCUAAUUCAGUUUAUGUAUUUUUAUGUACCAUAACUUAUGGUCAUGCUAUAUUAUUGUACUCCCAAGUUUUAUCUGUCUUCU